This is a messenger RNA of Symbiodinium sp. CCMP2456, 1999 nucleotides long. The record is from the annotation of a GenBank genome assembly. Lineage: Eukaryota; Dinophyceae; Suessiales; Symbiodiniaceae.
GUGGCAAUGGCAAGGCGCUAAGCUGUGCCACUGGCUCCGCUCGUGCAAUCCUGGGAAUCGACCCCUGACUGUGUCACACUGGCAAAGCCAAUGCCACACCUACGAUCCCUCGAUUGACCGACCCACGAUCGCCGUGAAACGACUCCUGCUUGCUGCCUUUGCCGUCCUCCUUACCCUCCCCGCCCUCGCUGCGGAGCGGGUCGCCGUGCCGCGGCCGGCGAACUUUGUCACCGCUGAGGAGUGGGGGUCGAAGCCGGAUCCUUUGCCCGACUCGCGGCGGCAUACGCCGCGGUUUGUGACGUUGCAUCACGCCGGCGUCACCUGGACCACCGACCGCGACCCCGUCACCUUCAUCCGCAACAUGCAGGCGUGGGGGAAGCGGCGGCCGGAGAUCGAGCAACCGCCGCGCGACACCUUCUGGGCCGACCUCCCCUACCACUUCUUGAUCGCCCCCGACGGCCGCAUCUUCGAGGGGCGCCCGCUCGAGUACGAGCCCGAGUCGAACACCAAGUACGACCUGGCGGGCCACCUCGGCGUCGAGAUGAUGGGCAACUUCGAAGAGCAGCGGCCGAGCCCCGCGCAGGUCGAGUCGGCCGUGCGGUUGGCAGCGUGGCUGGUGUCGAAGUACGACCUACCGCUGGAGGCGAUCAGCACGCACGCCAAGGUCGCGAAGAACCAGACGACGUGCCCGGGCCGCGACUUCAACCGCUACUGCCAGGGCGACCCGUGGCCGUUCCGCACGUGGGUCGAUCGGGUGCUCCACGGCGAGGAGCCGGCGAUUGAGUUGGGCGAGCCGCUGGAGGGCGGGCCGACGGUGUUGAUUACGGAGACGUUGCCCACGCCCGCUCCGCCGCUGGAUGUCCUGUCGGGACGCCGCCUGCGUUUGGUGGGGCGGUUCGUGGGCGUCUCCAAGCGAGAAGCAUCCGCCGCCGUCGAGCGGCGUGGCGGCGCCAUCGAUGACGCGGCGCCCGACCUCGUGGUGAUUGGCGAAGCCGCCACAACGGCAGACCGCGAGCGCGCCGUGCAGGAAGCGGCCGCCAGCGGCGCCGAGUGUUGGAGCGAGUCCGAGCUGUGGCGCCAGCUGGGGCUCGUCGAGGCGGACCCCUUGCUGUGUGAGGGGGCCGUACGGCGGUUGUAUUCACCGGCGAUGCUCGCCGACCUCGUCGGCGCCCCGCUCGCGGCGGUGCAGCGUUGGGCGCGGCGCGGCGUGAUCCGGCCCGCCUGCUGGGUGCAGCGGCUGGCGUACUUCGAUUUCGAAGAGGCCCGCGUCGCGCAGCUGCUCUCGGACCUCCUGCGUAAAGGGCGUUCGCUGGCGGCGAUCGACUCGGUGGUCGAUCGGCUCGCGGCGGCGCACCCCGCGUACGACCGGGCGAUCGCCGAGCUGCCGCUGGUGAUCGAGGGUGGUGAACUCUUGGUGCGCGGCGAGGCGGCGCUACGCGACGCCUCGGGGCAGCGGCGGUUCGACUUCGACGAGGUGUCGGACGAAGACGCGCCGACCGUCUUGCGGAUGGACUCGCUCGCCGACGCCGAACCCACCACCCAACGCGAGCGCGCCUGGCGGCUGCACGACGAGGGGACGCUUGACGAGGCGAUCGACGCCUGGCGUCUGGCGAUGCUCGAGUCGCCGCCGACGGCCGAGGAUCACUUUGUCCUCGCCGAUUGGUUGUACGCCGCGGGGCAGCCGGUCGCUGCGCGGGAGCGCUAUUACGCGGCGUUAGAGUUGGACCCCGAGCACCUCCAGGCCCGGGUCAAUCUGGGCUGUGUGCUCAGCGAUCUGGGCGAGCACCAGCUCGCCGUCGCCGCGGUGCGGGGGGCGCUCGACCAGCACGAGGCCUACGCCGACGCCCAUUUUCACUUGGCGCGGAUCUGCGAAAAGCACGGCGAUCACGAGGCCGCGGCGCCGCACUGGCGGCGGUUUUUGGAGAUCGCCCCCGAAAGCCCCUGGGCCGAGGAGGCCCGCGACGGGUUAAGAUGGGUAGGGUCUGAUUCGCAAAGCUAA